This is a messenger RNA of Diversispora eburnea, 1614 nucleotides long. Lineage: Eukaryota; Fungi; Glomeromycota; Glomeromycetes; Diversisporales; Diversisporaceae. The record is from the annotation of a GenBank genome assembly.
AUGUCGUUUAACGUUGCAGGUUCCUCCACCAGUGUUCCUGUUAUUCCUUCAUCUGAUCUUCCGACGGUCGAGGAAGUGAGAGGAUUUAAUGCCGAAGAACUUAAUGGCUUUUUGAAAAAGAGGUUAAACAACAUUGAUAAUCACAUAGACACCUUAACAGCUCAAGAAGUCGAGGGCGUAGCCUUUCUUGCACUAAAAUAUGAAAUGCUCGUAAAUCCACCUUUGAAUAUUCCAAUCGGACCAGCUGUAAAAUUGGUAGAAUUGAUUAAUGACAUUCAGGGAGAGCUUCUCACCGAACAAGAACUUUUCCGCAUAGUUCUUCCAUUACCCAUAUUACGUCCAAAUACGACAACUACUAUGACUCUCUCUUCAUCGCGAAAAGUACCUAAUGAUCCAUUGGAAUCGUGGGACUUUCUUACCUACGCUUUUAAUGCAUCAUUGAAUCUUAAUACAAAUACCCGUAGAUAUAACAGGCCCACCAAUAUAGAAAUCGUCUUAGCUAGUGAAAAUACGACGGUUGAAGGGUUUUUAAGAACUAUGGAAGUUUUCAAUGAGCAAAGAUUGCUUGAUCUAACGAGACCAGAAAAAUGGUGUAGGUGCGAAUUUUUUCGGCAAACUGUAAAAGGUCAUCCUGAUUUCAUACGUUGUAGUGCUGAAAAUAAACAACAGCUUUUGAGACGUGAAUUUACUCGGUUACUCGCAGUAUCUGAAGCGAAACCCGAAUGGCUGAUUAGAUCGUUGUUGGGGGAGGAGGAGUUGUAUACGGCUUACAACAUAGCGGUAACAGCGGUGGAUGAUGGCACAGAUUCGUAUACUAAAUAUCAAAAAAUCAUUAGAAUCGUUCGACAAAUGUUUGGAUAUAUGGUCAUUAAUGACAUGCAAUUUGGCUUGCUUACGUCAUACGUCCGAACAUGGUUUUUCUGCCGUCAACCUGAAAAUCCAAACAGUCUUUACAUUUCUCCUGCAGUUUCCACCAAUCAGAACCAUACGUCCGUUCAGGCCUCAUUCUUGGAAUCUAUGAAAGUAAUUAUUCGGAACGUGUCAAGAAAAGGAAAAGAGAAAAUGCAACUCAGAGAUAUGAAAAAUUAUGAUCGUAAUCAGUUUUCUUUUGGCGAUAUGUUGGGAAAUGGUCGAUCCGGGGCUGUUUUUACAGCAAAGCUUUGCGGGAAAACUGGCGCUCUUAAAAUAGCCGAUCUGUAUAAAAAUGAGAAUUUACUAAAAGAAAUGCUUAAUGAAAUCAAAAUCUAUCACGGUCCCCUCAAGGAAAUUCAAGGCAUUUACAUACCAAAGCUUUUGAAAUUCGGAGUUCUUCAUGAAGCUUUUGUUUUUAUCUUUACAUCAUUUGCUGGAGAAUCCUUUGCGGAGCUAGGAAAUAAGCUCACAAAAGAGGAGAAGCAAUUGGCUAUUGAGGGUUUACGGGCGAUACACAUAAGAGGAGUGAUGCAUGGAGACGUUAGGUUGGAGAAUAUAAUGGUGAAAGAGAAGAAUUUGACUGGUAAAAAUUGUGUGUGGUGGAUUGAUUUUGCGUUGAGCAAAAUAGGUAAUGCAAAAGAACUGGAUAGGGAGAUGUUCGAGUUGAAACGAUUGCUUGGUAUUAACAUUAAAAAUUCCUGA